CCGGGAAGUGACGUGUGCGGACAAAGGCAGCAGCCGAGAGGGGUCUGGCACGGUAGGGCUCCCGGGUCCCCGCGCCGUCCUGCCCUACCCUCUUCUCCCGGGUCUCGGCAGCCGCCGCCCGGGGGCAUCAGCAGCCACUUUUGUGACCAUGAGCUCCUCACAGAAAGUUUGUGUUCAUUGUCCAGUGAGUUUCUCACAGCUGAUGGCAGGGAAGGAGAUAUUGAGCCUCGUCUUGAUGCAGCCUGCCACCUAAUUCCCAGGCUGAUUGUUGUGUUGACCCGUGGCUCCAGUGCUCAGGGACGACACUGCCAGUCCCUGUUGUGCAGGCGGGAGAGGAGAGACCUGAGGCUCCAAGGCCUGUCACCUUCCUGGCAGAUCCCAGCUUUCUCCCCUACCCUCCAGGCUCUGCACCAGGGAGAGCAGAGAGGUGGCUGGUGACACCAUGACGAGCGAGGUCAUUGAAGAUGAGAAACAGUUCUACUCCAAGGCCAAGACCUACUGGAAGCAGAUCCCGCCCACGGUGGAUGGCAUGCUUGGGGGGUAUGGCCACAUCUCCAGCAUCGACCUCAACAGCUCCCGGAAGUUCCUGCAGAGGUUUCUGAGGGAAGGCCCAAACAAGACAGGGACUUCCUGUGCCCUGGACUGUGGAGCUGGCAUCGGAAGGAUCACCAAGCGGCUGCUCCUGCCGCUCUUCAGGGUGGUGGACAUGGUGGAUGUGACCGAGGACUUUCUAGCCAAAGCCAAGACCUACCUGGGGGAGGAGGGCAAGAGGGUGAGGAACUAUUUCUGCUGCGGGCUGCAGGACUUCAGCCCAGAGCCCAACUCCUACGACGUCAUCUGGAUCCAGUGGGUGAUUGGCCACCUGACUGAUCAGCACCUGGCUGAGUUCCUGUGGCGCUGCAAACGGGGUUUGCGCCCCAAUGGCAUCAUUGUCAUCAAAGAUAACAUGGCCCAAGAGGGUGUGAUCCUGGAUGACGUGGACAGCAGUGUGUGCCGAGACCUGGAGGUGGUGCGCCGGAUCAUCCGUAGCGCAGGCCUUAGCCUACUGGCAGAGGAACGCCAGGAGAACCUGCCCGAUGAGAUCUACCACGUCUAUAGCUUCGCCCUGAGAUGAGCCUCAGCCACCGCAGGCCAGGACCACGGCAGGGGCCGACAGCCUGCCACCACUUGGUACAUCUGCCUGCUAUCCAUUAAUGGACACUCUUCAAGAAGCAGUAUGGGACCCAGCGGGUGGGGGCCGCCCUGCUGAGGUGCAUUGUGACUUGGGCACUAGAGACCAGCAGGACAGGGCAGCUCUGUGACUCCCAGGCACCCUGAUGCUUCCCAGUGGGCAUUUCGGAAGCUUAGUUCUGACCCAAGGGCCUAGCUGGCCUAAGGGGAAAUAAACACCCUUUACCUGGCCAACGAAGACCCAUCAUGUGAGAACUGUGCUGUUCCCCGAGGACAGGACAGCUAGGCAGUGCCACUUACAGGAAUGGCCAGUCCCACCCUCUUAAUGGGGUUAUGACAGCCACAAAGGGUAACGCCUACUCCUGGUCUUCACCUCCUGGGGGGCCCUCCUGAGCAGGUAUUUGCAGUCAAUAAAAGUGUGAGCCCUGUUCUGAAAAAGGCCCUCCCCAGU
Molecule: messenger RNA, 1621 nt
Organism: Nannospalax galili (Upper Galilee mountains blind mole rat)
Lineage: Eukaryota; Metazoa; Chordata; Mammalia; Rodentia; Spalacidae
Gene: Ntmt1
Product: N-terminal Xaa-Pro-Lys N-methyltransferase 1
Exons: 6
Coding region: 443-1114 (223 amino acids)
Cellular component (GO): cytoplasm
Molecular function (GO): N-terminal protein N-methyltransferase activity
Source: RefSeq, a predicted model, not a curated record